UGGGCUGAGCAACGAGCAGCACGUCUUGGAAGAAGAGUUGCAGGAUACAGAAUACCGCUAACUUCUAAGAUCAACCCACCAAGACACCAAGAGCAAGGGACUUUCGUUACCCAAUCGUUCGGGAACCUCUUCCCGUUUCCCAUCAACGAUGUAAAGGAGUUGGUGGUGGUGGAUAUUGUUUUAACUCCUGUAAUCCUUCAAACUGGACCGCUAACGUUAGUCAAUGAUCGGUUAGUUUGUGUUAUUUGGCCGACGAGUGCCGCGCUACGAUGUUACGAGUUCAACGGUAUAAAGGAAGAAAAGAUAUGAAAACUCGGAUGUAUUGAUAUAUAUCUGAAUGGGACCUAUUACUGUUAUUUGAAGUACAUCGCUUUGGAUACCAAUACGUGUGGAGUACAUUUUCACGGCGGAAAUAACCGCAUCUAGUUAUCCGGCCAAAAAAAAUGUCGUUUUUCAAUUUUCGGAAGAUCUUUAAAUUGGGGCCGGACAAAAAGAAGAAGCAGUAUGAACAUGUGCACAGAGACGAAGACCCGGAGGAGAUCUGGGAGAUCAUCGGGGAACUGGGAGAUGGGGCGUUUGGGAAAGUGUUCAAGGCCCAGAACAAGCUGAACGGGACCCUGGCAGCAGCCAAGGUGAUCGACACCAAAUCAGAAGAGGAGUUGGAAGAUUACAUGGUGGAGAUCGACAUCCUGGCCUCCUGCGACCACCACUACAUCGUUAAACUGCUGGACGCCUUCUUCUUUGAAGGGAAGCUAUGGAUUCUGAUCGAGUUCUGUGCGGGCGGUGCAGUGGAUGCCAUUAUGCUCGAGCUGGAGAGGCCCCUGACGGAGCCCCAGAUCCGGGUGGUGUGCCGGCAGACACUGGAGGCCCUGGCUUACCUCCACGACAACAAGGUCAUCCACCGGGACCUGAAGGCCGGCAACAUCCUCCUCUCCGCCUCCGGCGAUGUGAAACUGGCUGACUUCGGAGUUUCGGCUAAAAAUACCAAGACGUUGCAGAGGAGAGAUUCAUUCAUCGGGACGCCCUAUUGGAUGGCCCCCGAGGUGGUGAUGUGCGAGACCUCCAAGGACCGGCCCUACGACUUCAAGGCCGACAUCUGGUCCCUGGGGGUGACGCUGAUAGAGCUGGCGCAGAUCGAGCCCCCCAACCACGAGAUGAACCCCAUGAGGGUCCUGCUGAAGAUAGCCAAGUCGGAGCCCCCGACCCUCAUGCAGCCCUCUCGAUGGUCUCCAGAGUUCCGUGACUUUCUGAGGAAGGCGUUGGAUAAGAAUGUUGACCAAAGGUGGGGCACAGCCCAGCUGCUGCAGCACCCUUUCGUGUCCAGCGUAGCGGAAAACCGGCCUUUAAGAGAGCUCGUUGCCGAGGCCAAAGCUGAAGUCUACGAGGAGAUUGAGGAGGCGAAAGAAGAGGAGGAUGAAGAGGAGGCAGAGGUCCCUCCACAGGACGCUGGGCACAAGCGGCUGCCGUCGGACGUCAGCGCCGCCAGCUCGGAGGACGAGAAGGUUCCUCCGCCGGCCGCCUCCGUACUGGAGCCCGUGGCCGAGAGGGCCGAGGCCCCGCCCUCCGCCGUCGCCGCGGACGACCACGACGACGACGGCGGCAGCGGGAAGCUCUCCGACGAGGGGCUGGGCACCAGCAAGUUCGACAAGGACGAGGAGGAGGAGCAGAAACCCCCCGAGGCGUCGGACGCGAGCCGGGGAGACGACCCCGUCGAGAAGGUCCCGGUCUCAACGGAGCUCCCGGAGGCCGGGUCAGACCAGGGCGCUGUGACCCUACCCCAAGAGGCGUCGGACACAACAACAUCAACAACAGAAGACGAAGGACAGGAACCGGUGACUGUGAGCCAAGAAACCGGGGAGGAAGAGAGGGAGCCACAAGAGAAGGAGGCCGAGGGGCAGCCGCCUCCAGAACCAAUCAGCGAAGCGACCAGCGAGGUAAAAGAACAAGACGGAGUACCAAAUGCUGGCCCUCUGCCUGCAGUAACCACAGAGUCUGCAGGGAAACCAGAACAACCAGCUCUUGUGUUAGAGGAAGAGAACAAAAGCCCUGCAGAGGAAGUGCUGCGACAGGAAGCAGAAGAGGAGAGAAAACCGCACCGAGCCGACGAGGGCGACAAACAGGAAAACGAAGAACCAAACCGAGAGUCGAGCGUUAUCGGCGAGGACGGAAACGGCGCCGCCGCCGAAGCGAAGCUCAGCACGGACGAGGUUGUGUCUGUUGAGGCAGCAGAGGAGACUCAGACCAAAGAGGAGAACGCACCGGAAGCAGAAGAGUCUAAAAGCCAAAUCAAUGAAGAAGCCAAAUCCACCCCGAACGGCCCCGAGCCUUCAUACGCCUCGAUGCCGGUACCGGCCGUCCUGGGCGGGGAAGGGACGGCGGCGUCCACCAACGAAGAAGAAAGAGGAGGAGAAGGCGUCGUCUCCGUACCGGAGAGCGAGGCCGAGUCGGACAGCAAGCGGUCGGAGCAGGGCAGCCCGUCGAUCCGGACGGACGCGGGGAAGGACUCUGACUCUGGGAGUAGCUCGGCGGCGGACAGCAGCAGCAUGGACAUCAACCUGUCCAUCUCCAGCUUCCUGUCCAAGAGCAAAGAGGGAGGCUCCAUCUCUAUACAGGACUCGAAGCGGCAGAACAAGACGAUGAAGAAGACGCGUAGGUUCAUGGUGGACGGCGUGGAGGUGAGCGUGACCACGUCCAAGAUCGUCACGGACAACGACGCCAAGAGCGAGGAGAUGAGGUUCCUCAGGCGCCAGGAGCUGCGGGAGCUGCGGCUGCUGCAGAAGGAGGAGAAGCGGGCCCAGCUGCAGCUCACCAACAAGCUGCAGCAGCAGAGGGAGCAGAUCCACCGCCGCUUCGAGCAGGAGACCACCGGUAAGAAGCGGCAGUACGACCAGGAGCUGGAGAACCUGGAGAGGAAGCAGAAGCAGACGAUCGAGCGGCUGGAGCAGGACCACACCAACCGGCUCCGGGACGAGGCCCGGCGCAUCAAGGCCGACCAGGACAAGGAGCUGUCCAAGUUCCAGAACAUGAUGAAGAACCGCAAGAAGGAGGUGAAGCAGGAAGUGGGCCAGUCGCCCAAACACUUGAGAAAAGAGCUUAUGAGACGCUUAAAGGAGGACCUGUCGCUGGUUAAAAGCGCAGAGGAGCAGGAGUUCCUCCAGAAGCAGCAGCAGGAGUUGGACGGAGCGCUGAAGAAGAUCAUCCAGCAGCACAAGAUGGAGAUCGCCACCAUCGAGCGAGACUGCCUCAACCACAAGCAGCAGCUCAUGAGAGCUCGGGAGGCGGCCAUGUGGGAGCUGGAAGAGCGGCAACUCCAGGAGAAACACCAGCAGCUCAAGCAGCAGCUGAAGGACCAGUACUUCAUGCAGAGACACCAGCUGCUGAGGCGACACGAGAAGGAGAUGGAGCAGAUGCUUCGCUACAACCAGCGGCUGAUCGAGGAGAUGAAGAACCGGCAGACGCAGGAGCGCGGCCGCCUGCCCAAGAUCCAGCGCAGCGAAGCCAAGACGCGCAUGGCCAUGUUCAAGAAGAGCCUGCGCAUCACGGCCAGCGCCGGGCCCCCGGAGCAGGAGCGAGAGCGCAUCAAACAGUUCGCGGCUCAGGAGGAGAAGAGGCAGAAGAGCGAGAAGAUGAACCAGCACCAGAAACACGAGAACCAGAUGAGGGACCUCCAGUUGCAGUGUGACUGCAACAUCAGGGAGCUGCAGCAGCUACAGAACGAGAAGUGUCACCUGCUGAUCGAGCACGAGACCCAGAAGCUGAAGGAGCUGGACGAGGAGCACGUCCAGGAGAUCAGGGAGUGGCGGGAGAGGCUGAGGCCCAGGAAGAAGGCACUGGAAGAGGAGUUCACCCGCAAGCUGCAAGAGCAGGAGGUGUUCUUCAGGAUGAGUGGAGAGUCUGAAUGCCUUAACCCCACCACCCAGAGCCGGGUUUCCAAGUUCUACCCCAUCCCCAACAUGCAUAACUCUGGCUCAUAGUCCACGAGACAAACGGCAUGUCUAGCUACUCAACCACUGUGGCUGUGCUCACAGGCUCCUUCUAGUGGCGCCGGACCCCAUUUUAUUAUUUUCUGACCGUUACUGAUGAAAUGGCAUGUGAUUACUACACUGCACUCUUUCAUUUUUUUCCUCCACCAUUUGCAAUUGUGACAUGCCUGACCACACAGACUUUCACACACAUACACACGUAUAAACACACACACACAUUACAACACACACGUGCACAUAUACAAUCACACGCACACACAUUGUGCCACUGGUUUCCUGGCAUUGGGAAAUGUUGUACAAAGGACAAUCCUUGCUUUCUGAUAGUUUGAUGGCAGAAGGCAAAUCGCAUUGUUCUAAUGAUUUGUAAGCACAGCCUCUUAUUGUAUUGAUAAUCUUCAGUGCCUGAUAAGUUACAACUAUUAUUUAGGUUUUGUUUAGGCUCUUCCAAGGUUACAUGCUGAAUGUCUGGCAGGUCUUGCAAUGCCUACCGUGUAUGUAAAUGUUGAUAUACAACAAACAUCUCCAUAUGUAGGGAUAAUGUAUCAUGCCUUAUUCCAACCGUAUGUGGCCUAGGAAAGGGAAGCUUGGGCACCCACGACCCAACCCCGGAUAAGCGGUUUGAAGAUGAGGAUGAGGCCUUAUUCCAACCGUAUGUUUCUUUCAAUCUGGGAAUCCACUGUUCUGGUGUUGGGGGGGGGGCAGGGGCGAAUCCACUAGUGAAGCAGAGUAAGUGAUAAUCAAGACUUUUUAUUUUUUAACAUCCUAUUUAUUUGGUGUGCUGCGUUUAGGUAAUAUGUUGGUUGCUAAUUGGUCUUGGAAGGGGAGGCCCGUUGAUAUUGUCUUGGGAAAGGCUUACCAGAGUUCUGUGUUAUGUGGGAUGUAGUGUGUGCUCUGACGUUGUCUGAUGUGUGUAUGUGGAGUCCAGUGUGGUGCUGUGGUAAUGUGCGUACAUUGAGGAAAAUUCCACCCACAACCCCCCCAGUAAUGAUGUUUCGCUAUGUUAAAGCGAGGGUAGGCAAUUGUGUUUUUGAGCAUAGUUCACAUCUCUACAUCCCGCCAGCAUUCAAUAAAUCAAAUGCUCUGACAAAAAAAAUUAAAAGAUAUGAUAUCUGUGAUUGUCACAGGACUAUAAUACUUGCAUUUGGCCGGAAUGAAAUGAUUGGAUGGCCGACCUGUCUGUCUACUUACCUUCCCGGCUACGGGCUCUCUGUGCAUGAUAGACAGACCUAUCGCUAAAGCUAGCAUGUCUUGUGUGUUGUGAGUGGCUUUGAAGGGAGGGGUCUUUUUUUGUUGGAUACUUUCAAAAUCUAGCUUACGCUGGCUGUUUUCUCCAAAUUGCCUGCCCUAUCUUUAAAUAGGGGCUUUGUUUUACCAAAAAGGCCAAUUUAAUGCAUACUUAAUUUUUGCUAACCCACAUAUUGCAUAUCAUAAUCACCAUAUUUGUAUUCUGGAGUUAUCAGGAACAAGUUCGACAUUCUUGCAAAGUUCUGUACUUUGAGAUUGUUUCACAUUUGGGGUGCAAAACAACCUUAUACUGAAGGAAUGUAAAGCUGUUUAUUUGCACUGUUGACUAGCCUUGAGCUAAAAGAAUAUGCAAUGCUGUCGUAUGUACGCAGUAUAUAUAUAUAUAUAAUUUUAUUUUUUGGACGCUAACUGCCCAAAAAGCUUUGCCCUUCUCCCCCCCCCCCCCCCCCCCUUCCGAAGCCAUUUCUAGUUCCAAACCUCAUCCAGCCGUCCCUGUGUACUGCGUUUUGUGAAGCUGGCAAUGUCAACGUCAGCAUUAUGUUGUCUCUGUACCUUCUGUGUAUGUGUGUAUCAGGUCCAGAGCGUGUGUCAACUCUGUAAUUUUUAAGUGACCACUAAAUGCCUCCAAACAAAGAUCCCGGCAGAAAUGUUAUCAUAGUUUUAUUUUAUUUUUGUUUUAUACACAGUGCACACCUUAAGUAUGCCAGGCUCUUAAGAAUACUGAAAACGACUGCUAAAAUGCCGUUUGUUUUAUUGGUUUAUUCGAAAUGUUUUUUGAAUGCUGGACUUUUAUUGUGAAACACUCCAUCGCCUUCAUAUAUUUCAGAAGCAAAUCUUUUAUUUUAUUAUGUGUGUGGAACCGUUUUGAUGAUUUGAUGGUGUUCCUUCCUACCGCUGAAUAAUCGGAAUGCUUUUUUUGAAGGUCUGAUCAAAUGUAUUUAAGGGGUCUUUAUAAAUGGACAUUUUGUUGUAAAUAAAAUAUCGACCGGA
Messenger RNA from Gadus morhua (Atlantic cod), 6218 nucleotides. It is a transcript of the gene slka, whose product is annotated as STE20-like kinase a. The coding region runs from base 444 to 3974 and encodes 1176 amino acids. The record is from RefSeq and is a predicted model, not a curated record. Gene Ontology annotation, molecular function: ATP binding; protein serine/threonine kinase activity. The transcript is spliced from 19 exons. Gene Ontology annotation, biological process: protein phosphorylation. NCBI's taxonomy places the organism in Eukaryota, Metazoa, Chordata, Actinopteri, Gadiformes, Gadidae.